AAUCAGAAUAAAGUAAACAAGUUUAAAAAACAUUCCUUUUAAAUAGAGUGUACAGUUGGAACUAAAACUAGUCAUUAUUUUUUUUGAACCACUUACUUGUAAGGAUUAAAAUCUCCUGUAUUCCUUUAAUGACCAUGUCUGCAUUUCCUGAGGUUGUUGGUGAUUGAGAAACUUUAACCUCAUCGAGCCAAAUUGACAAGAAACAAAAUGUUAGGUUUCCGAAGGGAUUUUGCCUUCCAAAAUAUCCACACACGAAGAAAUUAAUUUGGUACACUUGGCAUUGUUACAGUAGUAAGUUGCCAUUCGCGAAUAAUUCUUUUUCGGACUGUUUCAUGAGACGUAUACUUUCGUUGCAAACGGGACCGCCGGUUCUUUUGAACUGCAAAUAACCGCGCUCAUAGUGCGCAGAACGAAGUAAUGAGAAAUUGCCGAAUCAUAUAGUUGUUUACUUUCGUCUGCUGAUUCUUUUCCAUUCAGCAUGGCAACAUUUUAGCGGCAGACGUUCUGAGUAUUUCCCAAUUUAGGAUUGAAAAAUACUGAAAAGAAUGGAUCCAAAACGCGUUGUACAGACUGUUUUCGAGUCGGGUACAACGUAGUAAGAGAAAUGAUUUAGAGUGGUGAACUUUUAAUUUGUGGUUUAGGUACCUCUGUACUUAUCUCAACAUUCUGUGAAAACAAAGCACUCGAUAUUAUAAAUUGUUGUUUAUCUGUACUUUUAUCAACAUUUUGUGAGCAAAGCACUCGAUACAACUGUGCUUUAAACUCGAUAUUUCACAACACUUAAUAUUCAGCUGCAACCUCGCCACUGUUGCUAUUUUUGUAGUGUUUUUAAACCUAUGGAUGUGAUUGUGGAUAUGUAUCUCCGAAUUCCAUACUUAGCAAGUAAAUUGUGAGCAUUGCGAGCAGCUAUAUCCAUGAGCACCUUACCUUCGUAACAUAGUCAGCUAAUUUCAAAAAGAUUGGUGUCUUGCUGACAUAGCAUUACGGAUCACUUCAAAAAUUCUUUGAACUUUGACAAUAUUUUAUAUAAUCUGAUUGAAUUUAAUCUUAAUAAUGGCUACUGCUGAUCUGACUUUUCACUUUCAGAAGAACUGACCUGGCUGAAAUCUUUAAUCAAGCAGUGUAACUUUGAGACCUUCGGAUGUAUAAUGUUGGUCGGUCCAGCUUUCUUGUUUCCUUUCUCAUCAUAUACAUCUCGGGGCCUUUUGUGACCCUGGUCAGGGCUGAUUGAAUAAGCAAACCUUGAAAAACCAGAAUAUAAUAUAAUAUUUUAUAAAAUUCAUAUUGUUGAUGAAUUAAGUUUAAUGCUCAUUUUUGUUAUCUCUUACCUUUGGAGAUACUCCAAGGUGGCUGGAGUCUUAGGAUGGUAAUCCAAGUUUAGGACAUAAUAGGUCAUAAAUACCAUCCCCAUGGCUUCUACAAAGCUUUUUGUGGAGGACACAAUAUGCAUGUCCACACUCAAGUGAUAUUUUUCUGCCUCAAAGAGGGUUUUCCCUAAAAACCAAUCAAAUUGUUUCAACAUCAUCAUUUCUCCUUUUUGUUUGCAGAUUAGAGAAGAGUAUUUAUUUCUGGACAUACCUUCAGCAAUCAGCCCAGGAUAAACACUAAGAUUGUCCUCAUUAGGAGUGUCUACACAGAAUUCCUUCAAAAAGAACUUCUUCAUGAUUUUGGUUGAUGAGCUCUCUCUGAUUCCUAAAAGUGAGAGUCAUACUGUUUUCAAUCUCAUCUUUCUUCCAACGUGAUGGCCUUGUGUCUUGGUACUUCUAUUUGAUGUCCAUCCUCAUUUUAUUGGGCGCGCCUCAACAAGUGACGUUUUGCUUUAAUUGCUAGUGUUGUGGUGAGAGGCACCCUUUCUCCGCGUCAUUUAUUUAUGGUCAGAACUCACUUGUUGCUCGCAUUUCUCCUCGGUACUGCCUCCCAUCAAUUAUGGUAUACAUCUUGCUGAACUAUAAAUUCCCUCUUUGCUCCAUUUGGUUUGCUUUUUCCAAGGAUUAAUUUCUGCUUGACUGUUUCUUUGUUUUUCCCUGUGGUGUAUUUCUGCUAUAAUGGGUGUGUCUAUUGAUGUUUGGAGAGCAUCUAUUGGCACAUUUUGUCCUCUUAGAGUGUGUAAAAAGAAGACAUGCUACACAAAGGUCAAAAUUAAGAAGACAAAAGUGAACCUUGCAUUUUGGUUUGCUGUUCUGGCACUACUCUUAGUAAUUGGAAAUGUUGAAACCAACCCAGGUCCUGAAUACCAGUGCAGGCAUUGCAACAAAAUCUCCAAUUCAUUAAGAGCUAAUUCUUCUCAUCAGAGAAAUGCCCAUUCAAUGGACAGCAAGUAUGUUUUUUACUGUGCUGCUUCCUCAUGUACUAAGGAAAUAUUUUUGUCCUAUAAAGCGUUAUAUCAUCAUGUCUGGUACAGGCAUCUUAGUGUUAGAGAAGAAGAAAUAGCCAACAGGGACAUCAAUGUUCUUGAACAAAGCCUUUGUACUUCUGAAGGUUGUCCUGUCUCCUUACCCUCUUUGCGUGCCUUAUGCCAUCAUCUCAUAAAUGAUCACGGAAAAAAAGAUGAGAGGAUAGUAUGUCCCUUUCAAGACUGCGGACGUGGACCUUUCAAAUUGACCUCCUUCAGAACCCACCUUAAUGACUACCACAAAGGUUGGAAAAAUGUUGAACCUGCAGAACAAAGGCCACUAGGUAUCGAAGAAAAUAUUUUUGAAGACUUUCCAGACCACGGUAUGGACAACCAAGAACAAGAAACUGUGAUUGAUUGGUCUGAAGAUAAUUAUAUGAGUGCAGAUGAUGAUGAUGCCGAAGAUAAUGAUAUCCAUGCAAUGGCACAAAAUUUCUUCCACCAGGUGGCAAAAUUUUAUUUAAAGAUGGAAACUGAAUGCAUGCUGGCAGCAUCGUCAGUUCAAACCAUGUCUACUAGCCUUGCCCACCUCCAACGACUAAACUUGGCUAUCAUAAAAAAAGUGUUGCUAAAUGAGUUGCAGGACCUGGAUAUAAGUAAGGAAAGAAUGGAUUCUAUUGUCACAAAUAUUUUGUAUGCUGACAAAAUGUUUUGUGUACAUGUCAAGGAAGCCCCGGGACCUACCCUAUCUACAAGAAAGCUAAGACUUGCGUAUUACAAGAAGCAUUUCUGUUACGUCAAACCUGUUGAAAUUAAUUUAUCUCUUGAUCCAACAUCUCCAAAAACUAUCCAUGUUGUUUCUAUUAGAAAAACUUUGAAUGAAUUAGUGAAAUGUGAGUCUGUGAAACGCCAAAUCAACCAGAGUUUUGAGGCACAAGCUCGUGGCGAAAGAGAUGAAGAUAUUUUUAAGGAUUAUAGAGAUGGAAUGGUAUACCAACGAAGUGAAUCAGCCAAGAAAAAAACAAUCGACCUUAUAAUAUUUCAAGAUGCUUUCAACGCUACCAAAGAUUUAGGAUCAACCGCUGACAAGUAUGACACAUUAGGCAUGUACUUUGUAAUUGGAAACAUGCACCCUCACAUCAGAUCUAAACUUAAGUCGAUGCAGCUUGUGAUGCUUAUUCCUAAAUUUAAGGAAAUGUACAAAACUUUCAAAGAUAAGUGCUUCCAGCAUGUUAUUAAUGAGCUUAAGGAUCUGGAGACAAAUGGUAUUCUUUUUUGUGGUGAAAUCAUACCAGUAGUUCUACAAUUUCUUGUUGGUGACAACAAGGGACAGAACCAAAUUGGUGGUUUUGUAGAAUCGUUUACAGCUUUAAAUUACUGUCGGUUUUGCCCAAUGGGUAGGGACCAAAUUCGAGAAACUCCUUGGGCUGUGGGACCUCUUCGUUCUAAGGAAAGCUUCAAUGAAGACUUACGGCUUUUUAGAGAAGCAAAAGCAGAAGGAAGUGACAUUGAGCAUAUGCGGGGUGUGAAGACUGACUGUUGUUUCAAUAAUUGCCUUCAAGAGUUUAACUCUAUGGAUCCUCGCCUUUGCCCAUGCAUUGCUCAUGAUGUUUUUGAAGCUAUAAUUAAUGAGUAUGAUUUUUUUCCUAUCAUUGAAAGUCUUGUUGAAAGAGGCUGGUUUACUAUAAGGGGCCUCAACAAACUUAUCCAGAAAUUUAAGUACAGUCCUCAAGACAUCAAGAACAAACCAGUAAAAGUCAGAGCAUCAAAACUUGGCGGUCACGCAGUUCAGAACUGGACUCUUUUGAGGUUGUUUCCUCUGAUUAUUGGCAAGGAAAGGAUUUUGGAUGCAGCAGAUUCUCAUUGGCAACUCUAUUUAAAACUAAAAGAAAUAUGUGAGUAUAUUUGUGCCCCAUCGUACACAGCCCAGCUAGUUGCUGAUAUGAAAGGACUUAUUUACGAAUAUAUGCAGGAGAGGCAAGAAGUGCUUGGAACGCUUCCAAAACCAAAGCACCAUUUUGUGAGUCAUUAUGCUGAUCUUGUUGUAUUGAUGGGGCCAAUUAUUCACCUCUUCACAAUGCGGUUUGAAAGUGCCCAUAGUUUCUUUAAAAGAGUUGCUCGAACCUGUAAAAAUUUUAUUAACAUUGGUUUGACUAUGAGCGAGAAAGCAGCCCUGUACUUCUGUUAUCUCUCAACUGGAACCUUUAUUGAUGAGGGAUUUUUAGUUCAAGACAAACAACCCUUAAACAAAAGUAAAUAUGGAAAAGAAAUAGAAGAUUAUCUCAUUCAUCUUAACUUGUCAGCUCAUACUAAAGAGAUCACAUCUGCUAGAGUUGACUCUGUCGAAUUCAAAAAAGGAUGCUGGAUUUUGUUAGGAAAUGCUGAAGAGAAUGAUAAUGAGAUAGUUAUUGGUCAUACUCAAUGCCUUCUAUUUGAAAAUGGUGAAGUUAAAAUAUUGUUUUCUACACAUAGAGCUACAUUAUGGGAUGAAUAUGGCCUAUAUACGAUUGAUUCUAAGUGCUUGAACUACAAAUGCAUGCCUGUAAAAGAUUUGAGCUAUCCAAUAAGUCAAUCUGUUUACAACUUCUAUGGCAAACAAUGCUUUUCUUUAAAGCAUAUACUUUCUACAUCCGUACCUAAAGAAUAAUACUCCGACUUCUUCUAACAAAAGUAAACCAUUAUACAAGAGACAGAACUAGUCUUCUAAGGACACAGAUCAGCAGAUUGAUGUAUAUUGAGUAAGAUUCAUUGUUUUCAGUAUUUGUUCACUUUACUAUCUGAAACGGCUUUUCUCGACUUCAUCUAACGAUUGUUUUGAGCCGUAACCUAAACAAUUGAGUCUUGCACAUGCUGCUAACUGGUCAAAGUCCUUGUACGGGAAAUUAUGCAAAGGACAGGAGUUAAGUUGCGUUCUUUAACUAAAUUAAAUUAUUUCCAAUUUUACACCAAGUCUGGGAAAGACCACCCACUUGUGCUCAUUGUGGCUUUGCCCCUAAUGUUAUACCAAUUUCAAACAGCCUGACAAUGCAUCUGGACAUCUGUAAUGAGGAAAGAAGCUGCAUUUUAAGUUGACAUCUUAUUAAUACUGUACCUAUGACGUAUACAUACAAGUUUAAGUCAAUCAAUAAUUUACAUAUACUGUAACAGUCCAGCUGUUGCCUAUUUAAGCUGUGAACCAAGUCUGUACUAUUUUAAAUCCCAACCUGGCUGGCAAUCGACAAGAAGAUAUAA
Messenger RNA from Frankliniella occidentalis (western flower thrips), 5563 nucleotides. RefSeq lists its product as uncharacterized. The transcript has 14 exons. Lineage: Eukaryota; Metazoa; Arthropoda; Insecta; Thysanoptera; Thripidae. The record is from RefSeq and is a predicted model, not a curated record. Bases 2046 to 4979 code for a protein of 977 amino acids.